This is a messenger RNA of Gadus chalcogrammus (walleye pollock), 3186 nucleotides long. RefSeq lists its product as uncharacterized. Gene Ontology annotation, molecular function: protein binding. The record is from RefSeq and is a predicted model, not a curated record. The coding region runs from base 1857 to 3110 and encodes 417 amino acids. NCBI's taxonomy places the organism in Eukaryota, Metazoa, Chordata, Actinopteri, Gadiformes, Gadidae. The transcript has 11 exons.
UAUACUUAUGGGGACAUCGAUCUGUUCACACAGUCACGCCGUGGGGACCUCUGACAGUAUGGGGACCAAAAUCGAGGUCCCCAUGAGGGAAAGUGCUUUAAAUGAAUGCAGGAGUCAAUCUGAAGGUGCCUGUGUGAUUUUUAGCUUUGGCCCAUAAUUCACAAAUUUCUGUUUUUAUUUUCGGGACACACACACACACAGAUUUCUCACUAUCGCCCCCUAGAAUCCCAAGUUGGUAUUGCAACUAAUAGUUCACACACACCACUACCAAAUAUGGUAGGUACCGCCCCUUCCUGGUCCCCAUAAUGUAUGAAUUCACAAACUAAGAACUUUUUUCAGUGUUAAUCAACAAUUAGGCUAUUGGAAACGUUUAUUUGCAAUAGAUGCCAACUACAUUGCUAAGAAGUUGUGCAGAGAAGACGCAAGUUAUAUAUCGCCAUAGGCAGAUUACUUUAGCAUGUUCUAAUUGUGUGCUUGUGUGCACAAAGUAAGUUAGAUAUCAACGAGUUCUCAAUUUAACACAAAACAAGUUCACGUGUACAUUGCAUGUUUUAAAGCGUAUUAAGAAAAAGUAAUGCCUAAUUAGCCUGCGCCAGUGGUUAGGAGUAACCCACAACCACAUUAACUGGUGCUGUAAAUUGAUAAGCCAGUGCAACGGGACAAUGCAAAGUUGUCAGAAACCGAUUUUAUGCAGUGUAUUAUGGCAGAUGCUAGAUUAAAAUAUCAGAUUUUCAAGUACUAGGUGCUGUGUGGUUUCUUUAAUUUAGAUGUAGGCUACUGUGCCGACAUUGUCGUUUAAAAUAUGUUUGCCUACCCUGGCGAUCGUGUCAAACUCUGCCUAUGAAUAUCGCACGCAUGUUUACAAUACAAACAAUGGUUAUGACACAAAAUACUGUAAAAUAAAUAGUCUUCUACAUAUAUCAGGGAUAUUUGUAUUUGCGACAGCAGAAUGGUGCUUUAACCAUGGCUCUUGAUUGCUGGCAACCUGCGCGCUCUCUGACGUGACUGCCUCUUCGGUGGCCGUCCGGGGAGAACGCAUGCAUGUUCGGUUCAAUGUUUACAGCAUUGGCAAUUUUAUUCAAUACAAAAUACAACUUAUAGGAAUUGUAAUUGCUUUAUAAUUAAUUGAGUGUUCGAUUGAAAUAAUAUAUUGCUUGAUAUAGUAAAAUCAAUAAAACAUGACUUCUUAAUAGUGAAUUAGAAUUUAUAGAUAUGGUAUUUUUCCAUAAUAAUAAUAAGAUUAAACAUAUAUUUCCGAUUGUCCAAACAAUACAUUCUUCCAAUGCUAGCAAGGGGCUUGUGACUUUGGCCGUUUGCUUUUAAUGUGAAAUCAGACAGGAAGUCAAAUGUACCUUCAGGUUCAUAUCAACCUCAAUCUAGAAGAAGAGCCUAUUAUCUCUGUGAAACCUUCGAAUUUGAUGCAUAUUAAAGAUUUACCCGGAGCAAGUGGCGUGUUCAGUAAGUAUUCAACCAUUUUCUUGAAAUAUCGUGUAAUAGCAAGAGCUUUAUGCAUCAUGUAGCCGUUUAUUUAAAAUGGUCUGCUUGUUGACUGCUAGCCAAACGCACAUGUAACGUUAGCUAGUUAGCAUUAGCAUCCGCAGCAUUACCAUCCGCAGCCUGGGCUCUGUAGCCGGAGCUCCGGCGACAGUGCACUUUUUCAAGCGUAGAAAAUGCUUAACAUUUCACAAAAUGUAAAUGUGUUAUUCAGCUACCAACUUUGAAUGCAUCUCAUGUAGUAUGAUUUAACUAGAACUGAUAAGAUAAGAUAAAAAGAUAAUAACUUUAUAUCAUCCCAUGCAUGGGAAAUUAACUUGAAGUCAAAUCGAUUUCACUUUUGUAUUUCUCUGCAGUUUGAAAUGCCACCAAGAAUCAGUCCCCUCACAGAUGCCUGUCACCAUGUCGGUUUAAAGACUGACAAAACAUGGAAACUGGAGGUGAAGUACAUCAAUGCAAUAAAAGGGCGUGGGGUGUUCGCCAUAGGUUCAUUCUCCAAAGGAGAUUUUAUAGUGGAAUACAGGGGAGAUUUGAUAAGCGAAGGUGAAGCUCAAAAGAGAAGAAUUUAUAACCCUGCAUGUUCUGGAUUUUUGUACGCGUUCAAGUUGGGAGGCAAAACAUGGUGCAUUGACGCCUCGAAGGAAGAUGGUUCUUUCGGCCGCCUGGUGAACGAUGACCACAGACAUCCCAAUGCCAGGAUGAAGAGAAUAGACAUUGCAGGAAGCACACACCUCUGUCUUUUUGCUCUCAAAGACAUAAAAGAUGGUGAAGAAAUUGCACAUAAUUAUGGAGGAGAGGACUGCCCAUGGCGAAAGCAGAUGACUACAUGUGAACCUGAGACGUCCUGUGUGAGCUCCCAGUCUGUGCUCAUGUCAGAGCCACAGUGGGAUGAAGCUGCCUGGUUAGAGGACACUGGUCAACAGAUGACUACAUGUGAACCUGAGACGUCCUGUGUGAGCUCCCAGUCUGUGCUCAUGUCAGAGCCACAGUGGGAUGAAGCUGCCUGGUUAGAGGACACUGGUCAACAGAUGACUACAUGUGAACCUGAGACGUCCUGUGUGAGCUCCCAGUCUGUGCUCAUGUCAGAGCCACAGUGGGAUGAAGCUGCCUGGUUAGAGGACACUGGUCAACAGAUGACUACAUGUGAACCUGAGACGUCCUGUGUGAGCUCCCAGUCUGUGCUCAUGUCAGAGCCACAGUGGGAUGAAGCUGCCUGGUUAGAGGACACUGGUCAACAGAUGACUACAUGUGAACCUGAGACGUCCUGUGUGAGCUCCCAGUCUGUGCUCAUGUCAGAGCCACAGUGGGAUGAAGCUGCCUGGUUAGAGGACACUGGUCAACAGAUGACUACAUGGGAACCUGACACGCACUGUGUGAGCUCCCAGCCUGUGCUCAUGUCAGAGCCAAAGUGGGAUGAAGCUGCCUGGUUAGAGGACACUGGUCACCAGAAGAGGAAACUGUUGGAGGCACGGAGGGGGAAUCAAAUCCCAGCAAAACAGAGACGCAAACUGCCACCAGCAGAAGAUGGAGCAUCUUCUACAGUCUGUGCUGUGAGCCAUGUUCUUCCAAAGGAAAGGCUCCACUCAAAAGGGAACCAUGGCAGCCAGCAGAGAUAAAGGCCGUCGAGAGGCACAUAAAGGCUUUAAUACAUGCUUGCACUGUGCCAAAAAUGUCUAACUAAACUAAAUCUGU